Molecule: messenger RNA, 1527 nt
Organism: Phytophthora infestans T30-4
Lineage: Eukaryota; Oomycota; Peronosporomycetes; Peronosporales; Peronosporaceae
Exons: 1
Coding region: 1-1527 (508 amino acids)
Source: RefSeq, a predicted model, not a curated record
AUGGACGACGUAGCGAGUCCUUCAACUGCAAAUACCGAGUUUAAAUCGACCUACCGAAACUGGGUGGGGCCUUGGACGCAGUCAGCCGACCCUGCUUGCUACCGUGAGGCUCAUUUCAUGAAAACGUGUCCAAGUAAUUAUGAUCGCAACGAAUUGACGAACACAUGUUGGACCGAGUGCCCGAUGGACUAUCCCAUAGAGUGUGGCAUGCAGUGCACCCAGCUAAACAACGACUGCGGUCGUGAGAACGCCGCCAAGGUGUCUGCUGUGGCGAUGGCUGCUCUGAGUAUGGCUUCCUUCGGCGUGUUCGGCCAAUUGGCCAAAUACGGCAAGAAGGUGAGCUGGGCAGUCACGUGCGCUAAUUACCUCUUGGUCUUUGUAAGAGCUGCAAUCCGCUUUAUUCGAAACCAACAGGUCAACGAGCCCAACACGCCGCUGGAAAAGCUACUUUUGCUGCUUUACCAGGCUGGCUUUGUCGUCGCCGAUCUUCCAGCAACUAUCUAUGCGUGCUCAGGCAAAAAAGUUCCGGCAAACCUGCAGCUGACACGUCAACUGAUGCCCACGGCUCAGUUACUUCUAUUAUUGACAGUCGCGUACGACGACGAAAUUAUCAGGAGUUGGGAAAGGUUCAAAGCUUUUAUGAAGAGAGCCAACUUUACGGAAGCAGCUGAUCAACUUACGGAGGGUGAGAUCAAGAGUCUGGAGACGGGUAUGAAGCAGAACUCCACUUGCGGUGACGACCUCAAAAUGCUAACCACCCAAGUCUGGGUGACGGUGAACGAGUACAGACAGGAGAACCCCAAGAUUAGCGAGGGCGACCUCCGCCUAAAACUAAGCGAGUCUAGCCUCAUUCUGUACGAUAUCCCAACGGUAACCAACAACUGUAUGACCCAAAUGGUCUCCGAGUCAAGUGUCGCCACCGCGUACAAGACUCGAGAAACGCUCCGCAAGACCUACACAGUGAUGAUCAACGAUCUCAUCAAGUCUGGCAAAAGUGACAACGGUACGCACAUGGCUGCGAAAUACAACGCCUAUACCUGGCUACGUAAUGGUCUCUGGCUUGCCUCAUAUGCUUGGGACCCAACGGACUUGUCGACUCUGUUUGCGGAAUUCCUGCAGACUAUCUGCGGUCCUACGCAGUUUAUGGGUGAAAUCGAUGACGGCGACGAACUAGCCACCCUGGGAAUGGGUGCACUUCAUAAAGCUUUUAAGAACAGCACGCUUUCUUGGAGGAAAAAGGGUGACGGCGCCGUCAUUAUUAACUUGAAGAGCAAAGAUACCGAGGACGUGACUGUUAAUAUCAAGUCUGGCGGCGACAAGAUUGGCGAAGUCCUGCUCAAAGCAGGGGGUACCGCCCAGUGGACGUCGAACGUUACUACGCUUGGUGGGAAGACUCUGUACAUGGAUCGCUGGCGACCAGGAUUUCUUGGUUUGCCUGGUACAGGUGGAGGUUCCCUGGUUUUGUGGGUGCCCAUUUCACGUCAAGGUGGUCAUUUAGAGGUUAACGCUCAGCUGAACGUGAGUUAG